Molecule: messenger RNA, 8324 nt
Organism: Dicrocoelium dendriticum
Lineage: Eukaryota; Metazoa; Platyhelminthes; Trematoda; Plagiorchiida; Dicrocoeliidae
Source: the annotation of a GenBank genome assembly
GGUUCUUCUGGCUAUCUCUAUGUCACACUCAUGAGUACUGAAUCCGAAGUACAUUGCCUGUUAUCGGAAGCCCGCAUUUUGUUUGAGAGAGGACAGUAUCACGAGUCGCUUCAUUGCUGUCAGAAGGCCUACAAUAUUAAGGCUUCUCCAAGUAUUUUACGAAAAAUCGGGCGAAUCAGAGCAUUUACCCUUUCAUCUGAUGAAAAUCAUUGCCCCUCCUCUCAAUCUCCUCCUUCAAGCCCAGUUAAAGAAGUUGCAAAACAUCUGGCCAUCAAAGCCCGCCAUGCGCUGGAUUGUGGAAACUUGAAAGAUGCCCUUCGCUUUCUGAAGGAAUCACACGAAUGCGUGCCUUCCGCGAAAAUUGCGGCGAAAAUAAAGAAUUUGGAAGAGGCUAUCAGCAACGACAUUCAAUUACCUUCGUGCUCUAGUGAACAAAAUAGCGCUUCCUCUGAUUUGAAUGUAGACGAAAUGAUACUUGAUGCACGUGCGUGCUAUGAGGAUGGGGACUUUACUGAGUGUCUUCGGUUAUUGCAAAAAGUCCAGGAAAUUGCACCUUCCGAUAAAAUAGAAAGAAAAAUCGACAGAAUCAAAAAGCAUCUGCGUAGCGAGAAUAUCGAACCGGUUAUUCCGAAGAAAACAGACGUUGUGGCCGUAGCCACCGGGUUCCAUCUUCCUCGCAGCUUGUACGAUAAACUCUAUCCAUACCAGCGGGAUGGUGUCCGUUGGCUUUGGCGUCUACACAAUACAGGUCCUGGUGGAGUUUUGGCUGACGAUAUGGGUUUAGGAAAAACACUUCAGGUGAUUGCAUUUCUCUCCGGUCUGUUCCUGGCGAAUCAGCGUCGCCUCAGCAUUCUGGUCAUAAUGCCUGUCAGUGUCCUGAUGACUUGGGAAUCGGAAUUGAAACGUUGGGCUCCUUCCCUCCGCGUAGCUUUAUUCCAUGACGCAGGCAAAUCCACUCGCUUGCAUCAGCUGUCUUCAAUACAGAAGCACGGUGGAAUACUAUUGACAACCUACGGGAUGGUGACUUCCAGCGCCGUGGAUUUAAGUACGGAUAUCAACGCCGAGCCGCAAUUCUUACGAGCCGUACCGAAACAAUCGGAAAGACGGCAGGGCAGUGAAUUUGUUUGGGACUAUAUGAUUUUGGAUGAGGCGCACAAAAUUAAGAAUCCUGCCGCUAAAACCACCAAAGGGGUUCUUAGCAUAUCUGCACAACAUCGCAUUCUACUCACCGGGACCGCUGUACAAAAUAGUCUACGUGAAUUGUGGGCGUUGUACAAUUGUACGCACAGCGGCAGGCUUUUGGGACGCCUGAUCACGUUUAAAACCGAGUAUGAAAGGCCCAUAACCCGAGCUCGAGAAAAAGACGCUAGCAGAGCAGAAAGAGCUCAUGGUCAUCUGAUGGCACAAAGUUUGCGCAAGCUCAUUGAUCCUUAUUUUCUCAGACGUACCAAGGAUGAAGUUUUACCCUCCAUUACAGCACACAGCCUUCCAGAUGGUCAUAUGGAUAAUGUUCCUACACAGACUGCAGAUAUUGAGGCGAUGCCAAAGAAACACGAACUUGUGAUCUGGCUGUAUCUAAGGCACAUACAAGAACGGAGUUACCGAGACUUUUUGGAAUUGGACCAAGUUAAAGCCCUCUUAUUGAGACAGGACCGGCGUUCCCCAUUGAUGGAACUACUCAUAUUGAAGAAACUCUGUGAUCACCCGCGUUUGCUUUCUGUGGAACAGUGUGCAUCUUUUAACCUGGAGGCGACGCACUCGUCUGGACAAGCAUACUCUAAAGUGCAUCUUCCCUCUGCAGCUCAAUUGUGCGAUGAGUCUGGUAAACUCAUGUUCCUCCGAUCCUUAAUGAGCACUUUUUUGGAUGAAAAGCUCUCGAACUCCGAAAAUCCACCCCGGACUUUGAUUUUCUCCCAAAGUCUUCGCUUUCUGGAUAUGGCCGAGAAGGUCAUUUUAGCGAUCAAUGACCAACCAGAGCACGUCUCUCGUUCUUUGAAGCAUCGGAUCCUACGCUUGGAUGGUCGACUGGCUAAGGUAGAUGAGCGCCUGCAAGUUAUACGAUUGUUCGAACGGGAUACAUCAUACACCGUCAUGCUUCUGACCACACAAGUCGGCGGUGUGGGUUUGACUUUGACCGCAGCAAAUCGCGUCAUUCUCCUAGACCCAAGUUGGAAUCCGGCCACCGAUGCGCAGGCAGUGGAUAGAGCUUACCGCAUCGGUCAGAAGUCCAAUGUGAUUGUGUACCGCCUGAUAACGUGUGGUACAGUCGAGGAGAAAAUAUACCGUCGUCAGGUGUUCAAGGAUUCCGUCGUGCGUCAAACCACCGGCACGGGGAGAAACAAGUCUGACAACGACCCUUACCGUUAUUUUACUCACCAAGAUUUGCGUGAAUUGUUCACUCUUGGCGAUUCCCGUGUCUCAAAAACGCAACAGCAGCUGGCAGCUCUCCAUCCUGAUACAGACAAAUGGUCUGACGAGGUUCUCCGUCCACAUCUGACUCUUCUCACUGGCGGAACUUUUCAGGACACUGUGUUCGGUCUUUCUUUUCAUGAUCUCAUGUUCACUCGGGUCGAGCCGAUCGAGCAGUCCAAUGAACUCGCUAGUAAUGAUCACGAAUUGUAUCAGAAUCGCAUGAGAGCAGCUGAGUAUGCUAUUGCACAGGAGUGUGCAAUUGCCACAGGUCCACUUACUCGUGAUCUUGCCAAUAUUCACGUGCAUGAUGAACGCAUCUUUCGAUUACCCACUUUUGCGGCAAUUUCGAUUCCAUCACAUGCGGACUCCAAACGCCCCAUGUUAAAUCGUCUGCCCUUGGGCCCCGGUGCUCAGUAUCCCAGUCCUCCAAAACACAUCAAUAGCCCGGUGCUUAUUUCUGAUACAGAAGAUCUCGUUGACAACCAACUGGCCGCAAGCCUUCGAGAAAUCAGCAUAUCACAGCAACAUACGUCAGAUAAUUUCGAUCCUGAUGACCCGGUGAAAUCAGGAAAUACCGGUAAUGGUGGCACUCGUGGGAACUCCGCAAGCUCCGAGGUGUUAUCGGGCUCUGUCACUGAUGCUAAGUCAGCAGAUUCAUUCAUCUGCGAGUCGGCUAACAAUGCAGUCCAUUUGUUCCCUGAGUGUCAGUUGAUCUCGGAGACUUCCAAGAGCGGCAAUGUUCUCCAAUCUGGGUCUUCCGAUUCAAUUCGCGUUCGUUCUACACCCUCCUCAGGGACGUGCGAUAAAUCUUUCUCGACUAGUUUCAUGGUUCAACUUCCUGGGUCCACGCCAGUCAACGCACGGUUCCUUCGUCAGCCUAUGCCAGCUCACACACCUCUCUCUAAGUUUUCCAAACACACUCCAUCUCCCUUGACACACGAUGAUCAAUGUCCAGGUUUUGUGAAAUCAGUCGUCUCGACCUCACAAACACCUACAUCUUCUGACGACGAAGAGGAGGAUGAGCCUAUUCUAAUGGACAUAACGACACCCAUGGAUGACGUUGACUUCGGACACACUGUACAUAUGAAAUCACUUCACGAGAUUCUUGUCAGAUCAGGCAUUUUCCAACAGCAUUCGGAGGAGCAAUUUGAACAAUCAUCCCAGUCUUCAGCAAUUGUUAUCGAAGACUCGGACUUAGGUGUGACCUCGGACCAAUUGGCAGAUGCCGAUACGAAUGUCGUGGACGAGACAGCGGAGAUGGUCGAGGACAGACUGUCGGUAUGACUUAUCCAUAACGCGACGCACUUUCCUCGUUCUUAUCAUGACCCCUAUUCGCUUGUUUUCAGCGCUCAAAUUUACUUCCUGUCUCUUUAACAGUUGUCUUUUCACUGCAUUUGGUCGAACACCAACUCCUGCACUAGUUGUCCAUCGGUACUUUUGUCUUGUACGCGUCUCUAGGCAGUUCAGUCCAAUUUACUCAACCAACUGUUGUCCGAUCACUGAAGGAUGGUGAAUGCAGGUGUCAUGACUGGAAUAAUGAGGUGGAAUUGUCAGACAGCAACAGAACACAGAUAAGCUAGCAGGCACAAAUUCGUGGGGGAAAAGACGAUUAUCGAUUUACAAGGGCACUAACAAGGAGUAAAAGUAGCACCGAUUUCGCGAUCAUGUUAUAUCCUAUACGGUAUCUAACCCAUGAUGUGGGCCUAUCCAAAUGCCCCAAUCCAGGGAGAUAUCACACACUACUUAUGCUCCACAUUUCUGUGAGGACGUUCAGUUGUCUUUUUGCCAUAUCAUCUCGGUUUCCAUGCAACUUCGAAGCAGUCGGUCAGCUGGCAUGAGAUAAGCACCACACAUCAUUAAAAGGACACAGAAAGGCCAUCCGACAGACCACAGUAACACUGAUUCAUUGUUCUCAUUGUGUAAGGGCAAUAUUACGCUCGCACCAGUUGUUAAGUAUGGCCGGUUUCUCGGUAUCCUCAGUGCACAAUGUCUACGUCUGAUUUACACAAUAACUGGCUGCACGGCGGCGUCUCAAGCCCUUCCUUUCAACAAUUAGUUCGUGUUACCUCAUCGUAUCAGUGCGUGCCGCACUUCCCCCCGGUGAUUUGACUUGCAGACAGGAUAUAAGUACUUCGAUAUGUUCACUUGCGAUCACUUUAUUAUUCAACGGUACUAAGGACCAACGGUGUAUCGGUUCAGUUUUAUAGUUAUAUUUUUCUUUAUGAUCGCUCUCAGGGAAAAAUACUUAUAUCGUCCGCGUGCUCUGGAUUCGUCAUACAGUCAUUCACAGCUUAUCUACUCUGGAAAAAGCAUACAGAACGUAGUCGAUCAUGAUCAUUAGAAUCAUUUAUUGGCAACAAGCUUUCACAGCACCAUAGUCUGCUCUAACCUUAAACAUGUUUUCCGAUCCCUGUUCACUGCGUAACUCUUCCCAUUAACACCAAGUGUAUUCAUGUUUACCCGCGUUAUCAAAGAUGAUGUUAUCUCAGUGCUGCCCUUUACCCCCAGUACUAAAACAGACGUGGCGGACGCGUCUUGUGCGCUUUUAAUACACAGGCAUUGGCUGCGCUGGUGCUUUGCACCGCCUGAACGCUUUGUUGGGUGUCCAUCUGUAGGUGAACAUAGCAAAAUUUCGUGACUACGCUUACACGUUACUAGUUAUUUCAAGCGUCUGCCAGAAUAUGAGAGAAAUCCAGUUUCGCACCCAUAUCCAGUGUUUGCGGACUGCAAACCAUUGCAUGCAUAUGUAACGCCGUGGGUCCACACUCUCUUCUAGAGAUAUAUACUGGUUGCUUUUGCUGUUUUGAAACGUCCACGCGGUACCACCUCAUUACUAUUACUUAAUGACUUUAAACUAGUCAACUGUCCAUAUCGGAAAUGCAGCAGUUCGCACUCGCAUAGCAUGCACUCUGCAGACCCCAGCAAUUUCAAAGUGCGGUACUACUGAGAUUGAUCAGUCGAAAUGGCCGAUCCUUAAGGGCAGUGCUGCAGGGAAUCCGGACGGUACAUUCCUUUCUGUCUGUCUACCAGUUUUGCACCAUUCCGUUUCCAGGUAGCAAUUGGUGCAUCCGCCAACUCACGGGUCACUUGCGUAGGCUUUUCCACCCUUUCCCCUGUGUGGUGUUCACAGUCGAAACCCACUCCACAAUCGUCCGGAACAGACUUCCAAGAAAAUGACCACCAAUAAUUGCUAACCUGAGGUGUUGUCCCGUUCCGGCGGCGCGCGGUCCACUAAGCUCCGCAUGCAGGCCAUAAACACGAGGCGACCUGUCACUAUUCCAAGUCAGAUCGCUUUAAACCGCAGCGGUUCCUCGAUCGUCCAAUGGGCUGUCUAAUCCAGCCGCCGGUUCGAGCCUGUGUGAGUAUGGGUUACCUCACGACAUCCCUAAGCCGCACGCAAUCGCUGUGGUCGUGUGGUAGCGAAGUUUUGGCACGAUGUGCCGGCAUACUCUUGUUGCCCUUCUCUCAACUUGAGCGAGGCGCGUCCCCUUCACGGCGUCUAUUCUAUUUCGAUUAGGGUCCUUCCGUGCCGCAGGUAGGGCCGCAUUUAUCGUGCCCUUGAGAAGGCUUUGCAAAGCUGUCAGCUUCAUCCGAUCAUCUUGAAGUUCUCCAGGAGGCUCCGAAUAUUCCCCCUUCCAACGGCUUCGGUCAGUGGAUCUUCAUUUUCUUUCUUGGGAAGGCCACGGUACCUGUUGUGGAGAACCUAAUUAGUGCAGACAAGUUGUUUAUUGCAACGGCGAACAUCCAUAGAGGAUAUCGGGCCCUACUCGUUAAUGCAGCGCGCACAUCAUGCUUCCCUCCGUUCCGAAGAACUUGAAUUUACCACUUCCGUUUGUCCAUCCCUGCAUUUCAUAGCAAGCAUUUGUAUUGGUCCACGGUUUUCCGUUCUUGUUUUCUUGUUUGUGCCAUGUUGCUUACUCGUAGUCUACCACGGUAUCACUGAGUAGGUUACUGUGUACGUUAAUAAGAUUCGAGUUACUUUUCAUAAAAGUCUUCUAUCGAGGCAGUGGGGUAUUAUUUUAUCAGUUGAGAGCAGGGUGUACAGAGCUAGAGUACGUCUUGUCACUCUGUGCCUUUUGAGGCCAUUGAGAGGUAACUCAUAUUUGACCACUGGCGCUUGCGAAACGUUCUUCAUACUUCACGAAGACAUCGAGUGAACUGAUGUUCAGCAUUGGAACGGCAUUUGCACUAGAAUCGCGAUUACGUUGAUCGAACCAGGUUUUGGUGUGCCGCAUGCAACUAGCUGGACGCAGUUCCAGUGCUGAUAGUCGAUAGCUUAUCAAUAAAAUACGAGGGAACUCCCUAAGAAACUGAGUCAGGUUGGUGCUUAUUGUCCCACAUUAGGAGAGCUAUGUACUAGGUCAUAUGAGCCGUUAUGCAUCAUAUGCGAUAUGUUUUGUUAGGAAUUCUUUAACGUAUUCCCAUUUGUUCUCCGAAUUUUGGCUCCUCAAAUUGAUGGUUAUGAAGUGCGUUCCUCUGGCCUCUCUUCUGUUAACUCUACUUGUGCGAACUUCAUGGAAUUUCCACGGUACUGAUUUUCGUUAGCAAGACGAGUCACUGCAGCCGGAUCAACAUCCGCUGCUUGGAUCGUACCAGUUUUUCUAAUAAGUUUAUACAGCUUAGGCCGCCCGUUUGCUUAUGAAAAUCGGUUUCAUUCGGUGCUCACGUCAAAGAUUAAUACUUGCGGCAGUCUGAUCGUGGGGCUUACUUUCCUGAUGUUGGUAACGAAUAGAUCCCGUGAAUACAAACCUCUUUUUGGCAUUUCGAUUGCGACGGUGAAUACCGCUUCAAAAUCUGCUUCUGUGGAUCGUUUUAAGUAGUUUGUUGGUGGUGGCGGAUGUCGGCAGCUUACAAGUCGACGCCUGCGGAUGAUGUGCGCAUCCUGUUUAUCGCCUCUUUCAUUAAACACCAAUGCUUUCCACCCAAUAUCUAACAAUGGAAGCUUUCACGCCCGCGAUUCGCUGUCAAAAUUACCGUGUGGUUUUCGGAAACCGUAGGGGAACUGACUCACAUUUUCCUUUUGCACAAAACAAAGUUGCGCGUUACAUUCGACGUAUAAAUUGUAACGGAUUUCACAACUCCUGAUGUGCGCACCAACACGCAGAAUAAUCGCCAACAGUAUACUCCAUACAGCGAACAGUAAUAUCUCGCUGUUUACCUAUCGCAUCACCGAGAUCAAGUGGCCGACCGUUUAAUCGAACUCUUGUAGUGUGUUUUGCAGAAACACAUCCAUGUUAUUUCGCUGGCUAAUAAUUUAUCUCCCCAACUUAGGCAAACUUUUCCAGAAUUCCUCAGGAAUGGUGAAGUUUUAUUAUCAGAAGUACGUAACAUUGACUAGCGAGUGGUAAUUACGUGAUGGUCACAAAAGAGCUUUUUAUGUGUACUUGGGGAACGCCCCCUCGCCACGGUACACCCGGCAUUGUUUUUUUUAACUCUUAGUACCGAACUUUGAUUACACAAAUGAAUUGCAAUCACGUGGUAACAGCACCUAAUCACCAGAUGUGUCGGGUACAGCAUAAAAUACUUGCAUGCAAAGGAUUUGACUCUACUAGCUAUAAAAAAUUGCAGCGAAAAGCACUCACUCUUGGGCUGGACACCCACACGUGCCGAAAUAUUGGACUUCACGGUUUUAUACUUAAACAGCAUGCAGUUAGAAUCGGCACAGGGAUGUUUUGACUUAAAUUUUCUUUUGUGUCGUUCAUUUUCACCUCUAGCCGACUCUGCCGGAUCACUCAGUAGACCCACCCCGAUGUCACGAAGAUAGUGGGGAGAAGUUGGAAAUGUCCACCAAGUGGGACGAGAAAGAUGCAAACAAAGCUGAAGACUCGCAGUCAAGAAUUAUCAUUUCUAAUUAUCAUUUCAUUGUCUGUGAGUAAUGUGGACCUUAGUAGAGGAGAGUAGCGGGACGAGUG